Molecule: messenger RNA, 4291 nt
Organism: Xenopus laevis (African clawed frog)
Lineage: Eukaryota; Metazoa; Chordata; Amphibia; Anura; Pipidae
Gene: atp6v0d1.L
Product: ATPase, H+ transporting, lysosomal 38kDa, V0 subunit d1 L homeolog
Exons: 8
Coding region: 103-1179 (358 amino acids)
Biological process (GO): proton transmembrane transport
Cellular component (GO): proton-transporting V-type ATPase, V0 domain
Molecular function (GO): proton-transporting ATPase activity, rotational mechanism
Source: RefSeq, a predicted model, not a curated record
AUUAGAUCACGUGAGAAGCGAGGCUGUGCUCAUGUGACAUUUUCCAGGUCUCCAUUAUUGUUGUGACGUGAGCUUGUGCCACCGGGAGCUGCUGACAUUCAGAUGCCGAACAGUGCUGCCAACAUGACUUCCUUCUCAGAGCUGUACUUCAACGUAGACAGCGGGUAUCUGGAAGGACUGGUACGGGGAUUCAAGGCCGGCAUUUUGUCUCAAGGAGAUUACCUUAAUCUGGUGCAAUGUGAAACCCUUGAGGAUUUAAAGCUGCAUUUGCAGAGCACAGAUUAUGGUACCUUUCUGGCCAAUGAAGCUUCACCCCUUGCUGUCUCUGUAAUUGAUGAUAAGUUAAAGGAGAAGAUGGUAGUAGAAUUUAGGCAUAUGAGGAACCAGUCAUACGAACCACUGGCAAGUUUUAUGGACUUUAUCACGUACAGCUAUAUGAUUGACAAUGUGAUCUUACUAAUAACUGGAACACUGCACCAGCGAUCCAUUUCCGAAUUGGUGCCCAAAUGCCAUCCUUUGGGAAGCUUUGAACAAAUGGAAGCAGUGAACAUUGCUCAGACACCAGCAGAACUCUACAAUGCUAUCCUCGUUGAUACGCCACUAGCUGCAUUUUUCCAGGACUGUAUUUCUGAACAGGAUCUUGAUGAAAUGAAUAUUGAAAUCAUAAGAAAUACUCUUUACAAGGCUUACCUAGAAUCCUUUUACAAAUUUUGCAAGUCACUAGGAGGCACAACUGGAGAUGCCAUGUGUCCAAUCUUAGAGUUUGAAGCUGACAGAAGAGCAUUUAUAAUCACAAUAAAUUCAUUUGGCACUGAACUUUCAAAAGAAGACCGCGCCAAAUUGUUUCCACACUGUGGAAAGCUUUAUCCUGAGGGAUUGGCCCAACUAGCACGUGCUGAUGACUAUGAACAGGUCAAAACAGUAGCUGACUAUUAUCCAGAGUACAAACUGCUAUUUGAAGGUGCAGGUAAUAACCCAGGUGAUAAAACCCUUGAAGAUAGAUUCUUUGAGCAUGAGGUAAAGUUAAAUAAAUUGGCUUUUCUGAACCAGUUCCACUUUGGAGUGUUCUACGCUUUUGUGAAACUGAAGGAACAAGAAUGCAGGAACGUUGUGUGGAUUGCAGAAUGCAUCGCUCAGAGGCAUCGAGCCAAGAUUGACAACUACAUCCCUAUCUUCUAAAGUCACAUUCCCACCUUUUCUCCUGUAUGUGUCCCACAGGCGCUGCAGAUACCUCCUUCACUUUACUUUCCAUAUCAUUCUAAAUGUGCAGUGAAAUUAAAUUGUCCCUUUCUGUAGUAACCCCCAAAGAACCACAUGAGAUUUAAUAUGUGCAAUGCCAGUGGUCCUUCUUUCUUUCCUGUGGUAAAUAAGUUAAACCAUUUUAGAUCACACAAACAAGUGAAAGUACACACUCCCUUUAUGCAUACAUGUUUAAUGACUAAUAUGAUAUAGUUUUGCUGGAAUCAGAAUCUUUAGUGUGUGGGGCAUCAGGAAAUUGAGAUUUAUCUGUCUGGGCUGAUACACACAGGCGAGUUUCUCUUUACUGUCUGUUUAUUUUCCCUAUGAUUAUUUCUAAUACAGGGAACAUUAGGAUACAGGUAAUAAAUACAGACAGUUGUUGUCAUGUAUUCUUGCCAUGCUGCUGCUUUUGUCACAGGUUGCCAGGAUUUAAUGUGCAGGCUGGCUCUCCUGAUUACUCUAGGCCUUACAAGGUACAGGUAUGGGACCUGUUCUACAAAAUACUCGGGAUCUGGGGUUUUCCAAAUCUUUCCAUAAUUUGGAUCUUCAUAUCUUAAGUCUACUAGAAAAUCAUGUAAACAUGAAAUAAACCCAAUAGGUUGGUUUUGCUUCCUAUAAGGAUUAAUUAUACCUUAGUUGGGAUCAAGUACAAGGUAACAUAGUUACUGUUUUAUUAUUACAGAGAAAAAGGAAAUCGGUUUUAAAUAUUCGAUUAUUUGGAUAAAAUGGAGUCUAUGGGAGACAGCCUUUCCGUAAUUUGGAGCUUUCUGGAUAACGGGUUUCCGGGUAUAACGGAUCCCAUACCUGUAAACCAUUUGAGACUGACCCUUUAACUGAAUUAAUCCGCAGCAGAAUUAAUAAUGAAACUCUCUAGAUUAAGCUUAUCUCUAUGCCAUGACUUAUUAUACCCAUGAAAGGGUAGGGUUUACCCUAGUAGGUUUGACUUUGUGAACCUCCUAAAAAGUAGGUAUAGUGUGGAUGUGUUGUCUUUGGUAUCUUUGUCACUGUAUGAAUUGAAUUGUUUGCAUGAAUAACUAUCGCUUCCCCCCCAAUAUUUUCAGAUGGCUAGUUAUUCCUUGGUUGGCAGAAGGUGUAAUCUUUUCCAUUUGGAAGCAUCAGAAUCUUCACCAAGUUCAUGAUCCGAUGAUCCAAGAACUCCGCUCCAUAGAAACCAUUUCAGCUUUAACGAGUGUCUGUCCUCUGGUUCCCCAUAGUGAUUCAACUUUGUUUUUUGUUUUAUAUUUAUGGGGCAGAUUAUUAUUCAUAAAUAAUAUUUUUGUUACAAUUCAAACUGGCCAAUCCGUAUGGAUUCCCAUCAGUUCAAAAUGUAUCAUCGUUAUUAAAAAGGGAUGCACCAAAUUCAUUAUUUGAUUCAGAUGAAGUAAAUACAAACAUGUCGUGAUUUUAAAUCUUUGGACCAAUUUUCUUUGUCAUAUUUAAAUAUGUAAAUUAACAUUCAGGUUUGCUAUUUGGAAAAAUCCAAAGAUUUGGGAUACAGUGCAGCCCCAGGUUAUUAACACUUUAUUAAAUGUCGUGAAAAUGACAGCAAUGAAAAAUCUGAAUAGUUUGCUGUUAACCUGAGAUUUUGUCAGGGAAUCCCUGUUCUUUCAAGGGCUGCCUUAGUUAUACAUCAAUGCUCCUAAGCACUACUAUAUACACCCAUGGCUUCUCAGUUUACUGUUUACGUUUAUGGUGCAACAACUCGGUUAGAGAUUGUGCCCUAAUCUAACACAAGUUGCGCUCCCAAGUUGCAUCAUUUAUCUUUACCACAUGGCAGUAUGGCCCUAAACCUUUAAUCUCUAUACCUGAAUCCUAGCAUCUGUGCUAUUUAGAGGGGGAAGUGUAACCAGAUGGCAUGGUUACAUUUCCCCCCUAAUGAAUCUAAUCACAAGUUUUAGCCCUGGGCUGUUGCUCCAUUUAGGAAAAAAGUGCUGGCCCAGAAAAAGUAACUUAACAUCUGUUUUUAAUAUCUUUAAAGGGGUGGUUCGCCUUUAAGUUAACUUUUAGUAUGUUAUAGAAUGGCCAACUGGCCAAUUCAAAGCAAGAUCCGACAAUAGAAUAACUUAUCUUAUUGCCGUUGAAUCAAAUGUGACGCCUGUGUUUUUGUGCAGCGUGUCGGAUUGCACCGGAAUCGUCUGUGGAGUCCUGCCCUUACUCAUCUUUCUAUUCAGGCUCUCUUAUUCUUUUCCUUUUCAUAUUCCAAUUUCUUAUUCGAUGCAUGUUUGCUAGGGUAAUUUGUACCCUAGCAAAUAGUGCUGAAAUUGCAAGUUACCGAAUAAAAAGUUAAGUCAAAAACCACAAAUAAUAAAAAAUGAAAACCAAUUGCAAAUUGUCUCCGAAUAUCACUCUACAUCAUAUUUACAGUUAAUUUAAAGACGAACAACCCAUUUUACGCAGACCUGGACACGUGUAAAAUCAGAAAAACUUUACUGCAAACUUACUAGUCUGCCAAUGAAUUACUGGGAAUUACUGGCAGCACAGCGCUUUUUUACUAAAUGAUGCCCCCAGGGUCAUUAUACAGACACCAUGUUUGUACAUACAUAUUGUUUGGGUGCAUUUAUGGUGUAUAAGCCCAUUUUUGCGUAAAUUAUUUGUUUUAAAAAGGAACUUUAAUCAAAUGUUUACAUUUUUUAUUAUUUACAUUAUAACUAUUUUUGCAGCUUUACAUACUGGCUUUGCUUAGUGACACGAUAUACAGUAGAUUCCUUCUGAAUCCUGAUUAAUCACAUGAAAGUGUCAGGCUUUCCUCUGGUGUCUGGUGUGAAGAAAAGAUUUGUUUGUAGUGGAAAUCCAUUUUACAAGUGAAGUUGAUUGGCCUUCUUGUCAUUUUGGUUAGUUUCCAUGAUUGUGGCAUUGUUAUAUUUUUUUACUUUUCAGUGUUUAAGAAUAUACUGUCAUGCUGGAAAAGAAAAUCCCCAUAUUAUCCUUAUACGUGCAAUGUUAAAAAAAAAAAAUCUAUAAAUAUUUAAAGAUAAAUCCUAUUUCACUGUAUGCAUUCUUUCAAAUCUUCUAUGUAAAAAUGUGGUAAUAUAAUAAAAUGUUUUACAGCGUG